GCUGUCGUCGUCGUCGUCCACCAACUUCCUCAAGACACCACUUUUAAAAACGAACCACAAUGGUCCGAAUCUCCGUCCUUAACGACUGCCUCAACAACAUUGUCAACGCCGAGAGGCGCGGCAAGCGACAGGUCCUCAUCCGACCCUCUUCAAAAGUCGUUGUCAAGUUCUUGAGUGUCAUGCAGCGCCAUGGCUACAUCGGCGAGUUUGAAAUUAUCGACGACCACCGCGCCGGCAAGAUCGUCGUUCAGUUGAAUGGUCGCCUCAACAAGACCGGUGUCAUCUCUCCCCGAUUCAACGUCCAGGUUACCCAGAUCGAGUCUUGGGUCAACUUGCUCCUCCCUGCUCGUGGCUUCGGUAUCAUCAUCCUCACCACCUCCUCAGGUAUCCUUGACCACGAGGAGGCUCGUCGCAAGAACGUUGGAGGCAAGCUCUUGGGAUACGUUUACUAAUCAUGUUGUAAAAUCUAGUGUAGCAUGACUUUGAAUUGAUACCGCGAUUAUCGAUCACA
This is a messenger RNA of Coprinopsis cinerea okayama7#130, 511 nucleotides long. Its product is annotated as 40S ribosomal protein S22. The transcript has 5 exons. Gene Ontology annotation, molecular function: structural constituent of ribosome. The record is from RefSeq and is a predicted model, not a curated record. NCBI's taxonomy places the organism in Eukaryota, Fungi, Basidiomycota, Agaricomycetes, Agaricales, Psathyrellaceae. Gene Ontology annotation, biological process: translation. The coding region runs from base 60 to 452 and encodes 130 amino acids. Gene Ontology annotation, cellular component: ribosome; cytosolic small ribosomal subunit.